Priapulus caudatus is the source of this 2124-nucleotide messenger RNA. RefSeq names its product poly(A)-specific ribonuclease PARN-like domain-containing protein 1. Bases 92 to 1696 code for a protein of 534 amino acids. Gene Ontology annotation, cellular component: endoplasmic reticulum; cytoplasm. Gene Ontology annotation, molecular function: poly(A)-specific ribonuclease activity; RNA binding. The transcript has 20 exons. NCBI's taxonomy places the organism in Eukaryota, Metazoa, Priapulida, Priapulimorpha, Priapulimorphida, Priapulidae. Gene Ontology annotation, biological process: nuclear-transcribed mRNA poly(A) tail shortening. The record is from RefSeq and is a predicted model, not a curated record.
UCCAGCGUGACAGAAAAGUAAACGUACAAGCUAUAAAUCAUUCAUUCAUAUCAUAACAUAACAAGUUUUUGCGUAAAACAAUGUUAAUGAUAUGGUUGAAGUUCUGAAGUCAUCCUUUGAAGGAAUCUUGCCAGUUAUAGAGGCAUGCAUCAAGGAUUGCUCAUUUAUUGCAAUUGAUACAGAAUUUACAGGACUAUCAAGCAAUGAGUUGAACAAAAACAGCCUGUUUGACGAUGGAGCAGCACGUUACAUUAAGCAAAAAGAUCACAUAAAGCAGGUGACUGUGUCACAGAUUGGUAUUUCAAUUUUCACUGAAGUUCCAAAGGAAAACAGGUAUGAAGCAUCUACCUUCAACUUCUUCUUGUUCCCAGUCAGCAUUGGCCCGGUGGAUGUGCGAUUCACUUGUCAGUCGUCGUCCCUGCGAUUUCUUUGUCAGCAUAAUUUCGAUUUCAAUAAGUUUGUGUAUGAUGGCAUACCAUACUUGAAUGAGGAGCAGGAGAUACUAUUUCACCAGGCAUUGGAUGACUCUUUGAUGGUUUUUGAAUCCGAAAACAACUUUGAUAGAAGAGAAAUGAAAUUACUGAGCACAACGAUCGCUGAAUGGCUUGCAACUGCGAAGGAAGAAGAUACCAUCAGACUAGAGAAACCGGCCGGUGUUUCGGACUACUCGAUCUACACUCAGCUGAGACAGACGUUCCCUGGUAUUUCAAUCUGCUGCAAGGAUGACACCCACGUGGAAUGUCAAAAGUUAGAAGAAUCCAAACGAAUAAGCAAGCAGCUAGAUGAGCAGGAGAAGGAAAGGAUACUGGACGGCAUCUUGGGCUUCACACGUGUGUUUCGCCUGAUGGUCAAGCACCGCAAGCCCCUGAUCGGCCACAACUGUAUGAUGGACCUCAUGUUCAUCUACGAAAAGUUCUACAGGCCACUGCCUGACAAAUAUGCAGACUUCAAGAGAACACUGAACGAGCUUUUCCCAUUUUUGAUUGACACGAAACAUGUAUCGUCACACCUGAGGCCGCAAUUUAAAGAAACUGAAUUGUUCAACAAUACAGGUCUGAUGAAUCUCUACCAAGCCUUUUCGAGCAAAGAAGGAAUGUACAUCGUACUGUUUAGCCCUUCUGUCUCGCAUUCCCACGCUUACACCAGAUACAAGAACAAGAGCAUGAUUCACGAGGCAGGCUACGAUGCCUACAUGGCUGGAUACAUUUUCGUCAGAUUGGCCCAUUUGGUUGCCAUGCAAGGGGUCAGCUCCCUGGUAGCGACUCCAUUGACACAUAGGCAGCACUGGGUAGCCAUGAAACCAUACAUAGGUGCCAUUAAUGUCAUUAGAGCCAGCAUCAACCAUAUUAGUAUUGAAGGACCUGAUCCAGUUUCUGUGAGACCAGAGUGGCUCUUAGUGCAAUCCAAGAAGCGAGCAUAUCCACUCAAGCCUCUGCAGUUGGAAGGCAUGUUCUCUGCUUACGGGUCUGUUGAUGUUCUGCUACAAGGUAAUCGGGAAGCUCUGGUUGCCGUGGGCAACCAUCGAUGUGCCAAAGACAUCUUGACAGCGUUCAAAAGUCAUAACUGCCUCAGAGUGACCAAGUACGUAGCGUGGAAGCACUCCCCUGUAGCCAGAUCUCUACUAUGGACGAGUGCUCUGAUGUCGGGUGGCGUCUGCGCUUGGCUGGUGUGGUCGGCAUCGAAGAAGGAUAGCUAGCGAUGCUGCAAGCAAGCGCGCUGCCGUCGCCGCGUGAGGCAGUCUCCUCGCUUACCAGCCGGCCGGCAUGUCACUAGCCGCUGGCAGCCAUUCAGUGGGCAGCCAGCAAGUGUGCUACAAGCCAGUGGGCACCCAGCAAGUGGGCAGGCAGCUUGUGGGCAGCCAGCAAGUGGGCAGGCACAGUGCAGGUGCGCGUUGCUUGGCAACAAUUGUGCGUAUCUGCCGUUUCACCGCACGCGGCCGCCCAUGAUAGAAGCUGUGGCUUUCCUUAAAGUUGCCAUCAAGGCCUAUUCCAAGCAUUAAGCCUAGCGCAGACUUGCGACUUUUUCAUGCAACUCAGCUGCGAAAUUGCUGUAAAAUCACUGUGUUUGCGGGAACGUGCAACUGCAACUCGUAGCGAUUCUGGUCGCUUGCAACGAGUUGCAAGA